Messenger RNA from Manis pentadactyla (Chinese pangolin), 9474 nucleotides. RefSeq names its product cyclin dependent kinase 12 (gene CDK12). The coding region runs from base 601 to 4806 and encodes 1401 amino acids. Gene Ontology annotation, molecular function: cyclin binding; cyclin-dependent protein serine/threonine kinase activity; RNA polymerase II CTD heptapeptide repeat kinase activity. Lineage: Eukaryota; Metazoa; Chordata; Mammalia; Pholidota; Manidae. Gene Ontology annotation, biological process: transcription elongation by RNA polymerase II; protein phosphorylation; positive regulation of transcription elongation by RNA polymerase II. The transcript has 18 exons. Gene Ontology annotation, cellular component: cyclin/CDK positive transcription elongation factor complex; nucleus. The record is from RefSeq and is a predicted model, not a curated record.
GCCCCCUCCCCCUUCCUCCAAGUGCCGUUUCGGUUUAAUCUAGUGUGUGACUGAGUCUGAGAGAGCGAGGGAGUGUGUGAGGUACUGAGGUGAGGCGGAGGCAAGAAAAAGGGGCUCCCUCAGGAGCGAGGAACAAAGGGGGCGUGAGGCAUCUAGGCCGCGGGACCCCAGCGACAGGAAGCCGCCCUGAGCCGGGCUACCGGGUAGGGGAAGGGCCCGCGCAGUCCUCACAGGGCCCCAGAAACGGAGUCGGCCCCACAGCUCCGGGUCGUCGUCUUCCUACUUCCUCGACCUCCCCGGCGCUCGGGCCUGAGGAUUGGCUCGGCGGGGGGAGGAGGGGAAACUGACCUAAGCAGCUACCCGUUGUCUCGCAACUCCACUGCUGAGAAACUCUCAUUUCUUCCCUGGCUUCUCUCCCCCCCACCUCAUGUAGGAGGGGGCUGAGGAGCCGGGAGGGAGGAGGAGCCUGGGCUACCGUCCCUUCCCUCCCCACCCCCUUCUAGGGGCGCUUUGGUAGGCGUGGGGUUGGGGGGGUGGGUGGGGGUUACUUUUUGGAGUGCUGGGGAACUUUUUCCCCUUUUUGAGGCCAGAGGAAAGGGAAUGCCCAAUCCAGAGAGACAUGGGGGCAAGAAGGACGCGGGUGGAGGAGCUUCUGGAACUUUGCAGCCGUCAUCGGGAGGUGGCAGCUCCAACAGUAGAGAGCGUCACCGCUUGGUGUCGAAGCAUAAACGGCAUAAGUCGAAGCACUCCAAAGACAUGGGGUUGGUGACCCCCGAAGCAGCACCUUUGGGUACAAUAAUCAAACCUUUGGUGGAGUAUGAUGAUAUCAGCUCUGAUUCAGAUACAUUCUCUGACGACAUGGCCUUCAAACUAGACCGGAGGGAGAAUGAUGAGCGUCGUGGAACUGAUCGGAGUGACCGCCUGCACAAACAUCGCCACCACCAGCACAGACGUUCCCGGGACUUACUAAAAACUAAACAGACUGAAAAAGAAAGAAACCAGGAAGUCUCUAGCAAGUCAGGAUCGAUAAAGGAACGGAUAUCAGGAAGUUCAAAGCGUUCAAAUGAGGAAAAUGACGACUAUGGGAAAGGACAGAUAGCCAAAAGCAGCAGCAACAAGGAAUCCAGGUCAUCCAAACUCCAUAAGGAGAAGACCCGGAAAGAACGAGAGUUGAAGUCUGGGCACAAAGACCGGAGUAAAAGUCAUCGGAAAAGGGAAACACCCAAAAGUUACAAAACAGUGGACAGCCCAAAACGGAGAUCCAGGAGUCCCCACAGGAAAUGGUCUGACAGCCCCAAGCAAGAUGAUAGCCCCUCAGGAGCUUCUUACGGCCAAGAUUAUGACCUUAGCCCUCCAAGAUCUCACACCUCUAGCAAUUAUGACUCCUACAAGAAGAGUCCUGGAAGUACCUCAAGAAGGCAGUCAAUUAGCCCCCCUUACAAGGAGCCUUCAGCCUACCAGUCCGGCACGCGGUCACCCAGUCCGUACAGUAGACGACAAAGGUCUGUGAGUCCCUAUGGCCGGAGACGUUCAUCUAGCUAUGAAAGGAGUGGCUCUUACAGUGGGAGAUCACCCAGUCCCUAUGGUCGAAGGCGGUCCAGCAGCCCUUUCAUGAGCAAACGGUCUCUGAGUCGCAGUCCACUCCCCAGUAGGAAAUCCAUGAAGUCUAGAAGUAGAAGUCCCACAUACUCAAGACACUCAUCUUCUCAUAAUAAAAAGAAGAGAUCCGGAUCACGCAGUCGACAUUCCAGUAUCUCACCUGUCAGGCUUCCAUUGAAUUCCAGCUUGGGAGCUGAACUCAGUAGGAAAAAGAAGGAAAGAGCUGCAGCUGCUGCCGCAGCAAAAAUGGAUGGAAAAGAAUCCAAGGGUUCACCUAUAUUUUUGCCUAGAAAAGAGAACAGUUCAGUAGAGGCUAAGGAUUCAGGCUUGGAAUCUAAAAAGUUACCCAGAAGUGUAAAAUUGGAAAAAUCUGCCCCAGAUACUGAACUGGUGAAUGUAACACAUCUAAACAUAGAAGUCAAAAAUUCUUUAGAUACAGGAAAAGUAAAAUCGAAUGAAAACUCUGAGAAGCAUCCUGUUCUUAAAGAUUUGAAAGUACAGGGAGCAAGAGACUCUAAGCCCGUAUCAUUGAAAGAGGAGAUUGUUACUUCAAAAGACACAGAGACAUCAGAAAGGGAGACCCUUCCACCUCUACCCACAGUUACUUCUCCUCCACCUCCUUUACCAACUACUACCCCUCCACCUCAGACACCCCCUUUGCCACCUUUGCCUCCACUACCAGCUAUUUCACAGCAACCACCUCUGCCUCCUCCCCAACCAGCAUUUAGUCAGGUUGUUCCUUCUAGUACUUCAACUUUGCCCCCUUCUACUCACGCAAGGACAUCUACUCUGUCCUCUCAGGCAAAUUCUCAGCCCCCUGUACAGGUUUCUGUGAAGACUCAAGUAUCGGUAACUGCUGCUAUUCCACACCUAAAAACUUCAACGUUACCUCCUCUGCCCCUCCCACCCUUAUUACCAGGAGAUGAUGACAUGGACAGUCCAAAAGAAAGUCUACCUUCAAAACCUGUAAAGAAAGAGAAGGAACAAAGGCCACGUCACCUACUCACAGACCUCCCCCUCCCUCCAGAGCUUCCUGGUGGGGAUCCAUCUCCCCCAGACUCUCCAGAACCAAAGGCAAUCACACCACCUCAGCAACCAUAUAAGAAGAGACCAAAAAUUUGUUGUCCUCGUUAUGGAGAAAGAAGACAAACAGAAAGUGACUGGGGAAAACGCUGUGUGGACAAGUUUGACAUUAUUGGAAUUAUUGGAGAGGGAACCUAUGGCCAAGUAUAUAAAGCUAAGGACAAAGACACAGGAGAGCUUGUGGCCCUGAAGAAGGUGAGAUUAGAUAAUGAGAAAGAGGGCUUCCCAAUCACAGCCAUUCGUGAGAUCAAAAUCCUUCGUCAGCUAAUCCACCGAAGUGUUGUUAAUAUGAAGGAGAUUGUCACAGAUAAACAAGAUGCACUGGAUUUCAAGAAGGACAAAGGUGCCUUUUACCUUGUAUUUGAGUAUAUGGACCAUGACUUAAUGGGACUGCUAGAAUCUGGUUUGGUGCACUUUUCCGAGGACCAUAUCAAGUCAUUCAUGAAACAGUUAAUGGAAGGAUUGGAUUACUGUCACAAAAAGAAUUUCCUGCAUCGGGAUAUUAAGUGUUCCAACAUUUUGCUGAACAACAGUGGGCAAAUCAAACUAGCAGAUUUUGGACUUGCUCGGCUCUAUAACUCUGAAGAGAGUCGCCCUUAUACAAACAAAGUCAUUACUCUGUGGUACCGACCUCCAGAACUUCUGCUGGGAGAGGAGCGUUAUACACCAGCCAUAGAUGUUUGGAGCUGUGGAUGCAUCCUUGGGGAGCUGUUCACAAAGAAGCCUAUUUUUCAAGCCAAUCUGGAACUGGCUCAGCUAGAACUGAUCAGUCGACUCUGUGGUAGCCCUUGUCCAGCUGUGUGGCCUGAUGUUAUCAAGCUGCCCUACUUCAAUACCAUGAAACCCAAGAAGCAAUAUAGAAGGCGUCUACGGGAAGAAUUCUCUUUCAUUCCUUCAGCAGCACUUGAUUUACUGGACCACAUGCUGACACUAGAUCCUAGCAAACGUUGCACAGCUGAGCAGACUCUACAGAGUGACUUCCUUAAAGAUGUUGAGCUCAGCAAAAUGGAUCCUCCAGACCUCCCGCACUGGCAGGAUUGCCAUGAAUUAUGGAGUAAGAAACGGCGACGGCAGCGACAAAGUGGUGUUGUGGUAGAAGAGCCACCACCAUCCAAAGCCUCUCGAAAAGAAACUACCUCAGGGACAAGUGCUGAGCCUGUGAAGAAUAGCAGCCCAGCACCACCUCAGCCAGCACCUGGCAAGGUGGAGCCUGGGGCUGGGGAUGCAGUAGGUCUUGGUGACAUCACACAGCAGCUGAAUCAAAGUGAAUUGGCAGUGUUACUGAACCUGCUGCAGAGCCAAACUGACCUGAGCAUUCCUCAGAUGGCACAGCUACUUAAUAUCCACUCCAACCCAGAGAUACAACAACAACUGGAGGCCCUGAACCAAUCCAUCAGUGCCCUAACAGAAGCCACUUCCCAGCAGCAGGACUCAGAGCCCAUGGCCCCAGAGGAGUCUUUAAAGGAAGCACCUCCGGCCUUAGUGGUCCAGCUUUCAGCAGAACAGACAACCCCUGAAAUUUCAAGCACACCAGCUGACAUGCAGAAUAUGUUGGCAGUUCUUUUGAGUCAGCUGAUGAAAACCCAGGAGCCAGCAGGCAGCCUGGAGGAAAACAACAGUGACAAGAACAGUGGGCCACAGGGGCACCGAAGAACUCCAACAAUGCCACAGGAGGAGGCAGCAGCAUGUCCUCCUCACAUUCUUCCACCAGAGAAGAGGCCCCCUGAGCCCCCCGGACCUCCACCGCCGCCACCUCCACCCCCUCUGGUUGAAGGCGAUCUUUCCAGCGCCCCCCAGGAGUUGAACCCAGCCGUGACAGCCGCCUUGCUGCAACUUUUAUCCCAGCCUGAAGCAGAGCCUCCUGGCCACCUGCCACAUGAGCACCAGGCCUUGAGACCAAUGGAAUACUCCACCCGACCCCAUCCCAACAGGACUUACGGAAACACUGAUGGGCCUGAAACAGGGUUCAGUGCCACUGACACUGAUGAACGCAACUCUGGUCCAGCCUUGACAGAAUCCUUGACCCAGACCCUGGUGAAGAACAGGACCUUCUCAGGCUCUGUGAGCCACCUUGGGGAGUCCAGCAGUUACCAGGGCACAGGAUGUCAGCAGCAACAGGAAUGACUGCCUUGAGGAAUUCAGUGAUGUCCAUCAGUCACGUGGCAUCUGGGGCCCUGACAAACUCAGUCUCUUUGAUACACUCUGAAGGAAGGUUUGAUGGGAGACCCCUGUACAAACACUACAUGAGACACCAGCAUUAGAGGCCUACCAGCCUGCUUCUCUGUAUCCUCAGUGCCCAGAACUGGGCUGGUCACCAGCCUCUGGUGCCCACCCCCACCCCUCUUGCUGCCAGAUGUGGAAAUGGAGACUCAGAGAAGGGAAAUCAAUUGAAUACUGCCCUGGAGUUGCUUUAUGUUCCUGGAUUUGGAGAGUUUUGGGAACACAGAGAAAGGUAGCUCCCAAGGCCAUGUAAGAGGGGGAGGAAGGCAUCUCAGAGGUGGCAGUGCCAUCAUGUCCAUCAGCACCCAGGAAGAGAAGCCACAGAGAAGAAGCAGUGACCAGAGAGGGAAACAGGAGAAGAUGCCUGCUCCUGAAACAGCCUCCUCACCUCAUCUUCUCCUGUACCCCCUCUCACAAGGCUUUGUGCCCAACUGUGCCAGUUCUCCUGGCUGGCAAUCCUGCUCUGCCAAUGCAGGCAGCCGGCUCUCUGCCCCAGCAUAGAGCACGUCCUUGGGUUUGUCAAACUCAUUUGCUCACUCAUCUCCAUUUGUCUGUGUUGUAGAUUCCUAGGGAUGAAGGAGGGUGUGUGUCCCUCUAAGUAGUAAGAUGGUAGGCUUGGGGCCCUUUGAUUACGUAUCUGCCCAGCUGGAGAGCAGAGAUGGAGAAGGCUGCUGGCACCUUAGCUGAUCUCAAGGUUCCUGUGACUCAUAGCAUUGGGGGUGGCUCACGAAGAUAACAGAGGGCAAGGGGUCCAGGACUGUUGGAGCUCUUUACCCCAUUUCUGAGCUCUAUGGAUGGAGAUCUCAUUUGGAUUGUGGGGCAAGGAGAGGCCCCAGCUAUGAAAGAAGAGGGGGAAGUGGGAGAGCUGAGAGCAGGGGAGGCUGAGCGUUCCCAGUGAGAGUCUUCCCAGUUAGAAAAGAUAGGAGAAGCCAGUUAUUCUUGCCCUGCUGUAUCCAUUAGCUGCACAGAGGGUACUGGGCAUUCACAUGUAUUCAGCCCUCCUGAGCACCUUCCAGAAGAAGGGUUACCAGACAGACACAACCACUACUCCCUGGCAGAAUUACCACUUGGUCUCAGACUCUUCCCUAAAAAGAAACACCAUAUAUCUUCAAAAGUGCUGAAUCCUUGCUUUCCUUACAGGUCAGGUGGACAAUGUGCAUCUCUUCCCUCCUUUGUGGAUCAGGGGGUGAUAGGAAAUCAUGUUUGAGAUCACACCAGCAGAGAGGGUCCAGAAGGUGGACCAGGAGAAUCAUCUAUUCCUCUGACCAGAGUCCCAUGGGCUUUCUUGUUUCAGCAAAGGGCAACAAGGGUCUUGGGUACCAGUGUAUCCACACACAUAAUAAUAAAACCCUCCCUCUAAUCUCAGAGAAGAAUGGGCUAAGAGGAGGGGACUUCUCUGACAAAGCCUGAGUUUUCAUUUUCCUAUUUCUAUUGCUUUCAUUGCUGGCAGUUCUACUCUCCAGCUGGGGAGAGGGGCCCUCUGCUGGGGUACUCAUGGAGAUCCAGAGAUGGUUUUGGUUGGAGCAAGGGACAGACCAAGCUAUUCUUUGUGUAGGGAGAAGGCACCAGCUCCACUCCUGCAGCUCUCCCAGGCAGCAUCCCAAGCCCAGGGACCCCUGCUGAAACCACCAUAAUAAAGCUCAGUCCUGAACUGAACCAACCCAUCACCCGGCUCUGGAAUGAAAGUGGUGCUGUGAGGGGGAGCCUGGGUGCACUAGUUGGGGUUAUAUGCAGAUGUGGGCAGUUCAGCUCCAGAGAAAUAAAAGAAUCACUCCUCGGCCACUCUUUUCUUCCACCUCCCUUCAGCCAACUUCACUCUUGGCCACCUCAUCCCCUCCAAUCUGAGAAGACAUGGUAAGUAGUCGUCUGUUUCCUACACUUUUCUCUCUCUCACUCUCCUUCUCUCCUAAUUCCAGCCAAGGGUUAUUCCCAUUGUAUUCUUUCCACUAGUGAAUGCCAGUGGGAUCUGAACCCAGAAUCUCUGGCUGCUGCCACCCCCAAGACUGUGAGGAUGCCACUCUGGCCGUGAGACUGACUUAUUAUUAGUCCUUAUCCUCCCCAUAAGUGUAGCCAGGCUAAGACUGGUAUGUCCACUGACACCAAGGGCCCUGACCUGAAGCAGAGGGCAGCUCUAGGGGUGCAGUGGGGCCUGGCCCUAAAUGUGUGUAUGCCUGUGCAUUGGACACACUGGUUUAUUAGUGUUAUUUCAGCAUUGUGAUGCAGAGAGAGUAAGUGUAACAGCUGCUCCUUGCUUGCAGUGUUUAUUGUUACCUAGAGACAACCUCCUGGCUUUUUCCCAGCUCCCCCUCCCCCCUACCCAACCCCCCUCCCUGCCAACAGUCCUACUCUCCCCACACUGAUGGGAAAUUUAUAGCUUGCCCAUACCAUGCCUUUAACCCUCUCCUGUCCAUAGGGUAGGUGGGGUGAGGGAAGCCAAACUGAGAGUGGGCAUGCUUGGGCCUCAGAAGGGUAGAAUAGGCUGUGGAGAUGGGAGGGAGGAAGGAAGAGAAGACACCUCAUUUCCCCAGUCUGUGUGUCGAGACUUAGGCCCCAGUUGCCCUCCUGGCUCUCAUGUUGAGAGAAAAGAGCUUUUCUGAUACCCCCAGUUGGGCUGUCUGGUCCUGAGCAAGUACAGAGAAGUAUUGAAACAGAAGGAGGAAAUACAGAGUGGGAGAACCCCCAGCUCCCACCUUUCUAUAGAGAUGUUACACUGAGACAAACAAGAGGCCAUGGCAUGAGGGAUGCUGGCCAGACGUCCGCGCUACGAAGGUGUCAAACAUGAAUCUGGUUGCAGAGUCUGAUGGGAAAAACUGCCCACCUUAAUUUUCACCCUGAGCCCAGCACUAGGGUCCUUGGGGGGUGCCAGGCCAUCCUCUAAGCUGGUCUCCUUGGUUUGGUUAAGCUAUUCCUUUCUGCUUUUCUUCCUGGUCCUUUUUCUUUCUUGAACAGUGUUACUUUUCUGGGGUUCCUACAGAUGUGGUCCUCCAUGCAAUUUUCACACACUACACCCCUCUUCAGUCCUUCUAAAUGUAUGUGUGGUGGUUAAAUUGCAUGUUUUGGAAGCUGACAGCCUUGUGUUCCAGUGCCAGCUUUGCCCUUUACCAGCUGUACUACCUUGGUAAAUCACUUAGCCUCUUUGAGUCCUCCUUUUUCCUUGUCUGUGAAAUACAAAUAAACAAUCUUUUAAGGUUUUGGAGAGAAUUUAGUGAAAUAAUGUGGGUAAAGCCUCAUGCCUGAUACUCAAUAGGUGCUCAGUCAACGGUGGUCGAUGCAAAAGAGCAUUUUACUUUUGUGGAAUCAACAGAGCUGACGUUGCUUCAAGACUCCAUGAGUCCCCUCAAAUUAUAGGCCAAAUUUGUGUAUGUUCAUAUGCUGGGAAGAAUUUCCAGGUUUCUUCAGGGUGUGGAGCAAGAGGUGGCAGUCUCCUGGAAAGGAAGUAGUCCCAAUGCCUUGACUCAGUCUCCCUAAGAAGUCAGUUCCCCUGUUCCCAUCUUUUAAACCAGGAGUGCCUUCGGCAGUGCACUGCCUGGAAGUGCAGCUUCAUCUAGGAUGGAGCUGGGAGAGAGCCAUUAGGAGAGCAGUACCUGUCCUUUGCCAGGUACUUUAGUUUGCCAAGUACAUUACUUUCAUUAGCUCUUUCAAUACCUAGAACAUCCCAGUGAAGUGAAGAAAACUACCAUUUAUUGAGUGCCUACUAUGUUCCAGACAUUGUGCUGGGUGUAUUUUUUUAUGUUUAUUUAGAGUAGUUCAUCACCUAGAUAUGCCAUGAUUUACAAGACUCAUCCUCUAUUUUUAAUCUUUAGUUAUUGUUACUGUUAACAGUGCCACAAUGAAUGUCCUAACACAUAAAGCUUUAUGCAUUUUUUUAACAGUAAAUUACAAGAAGUAGAAUUAUUGGGUCAGCAGAUACAAAUAACCCUUCUUCCCCAUGGUUAUGAUUAUUCUAUUGAUGUACCCUAAUGAGAAUAAUAUUUCCUAAUCUUCCUCUUUGGAAUUCUACAGUAGAAGCACAAGUGGGCAGUCCUUUCUCCCUCCUAUACCCAGCAGAGACAUUAAUAAUCUAUCAUGGUUUUUUUUUUCAAUUGAGGUAAUUGUAGAUUCAUAUGCAGUUGUAAGAAAUAAUAUGAGAGAUCCCUUGUAUAUUUUUCCCACUUUCACCCAAUGGUAAUAUUUUGCAAAAUUAUAGUAUAAUUAUUACAACCAGAAUGUUGUAGAGACUGUAGACUACCUCUAUAGUCAAGAUACCGCAUAGUUCCAGCACCACAAGGAUUCCUCAUGUUGCUCUUUUAUAAUCGUGCCUACUUUAACCCCUCCUUAACCAUUGACAACAGCUAGUCUAUCCUCCACUUCUGAAAUUUUGUCAUUUCAAAAACUGAGUCGUGCUAUGUAGCUUUUUAGAAUUGGCUUUUUUCACUCAGCAUAAUUCCCUGGAGGUCCAUCCAAGUUUUUGUAUAUAUCAAUAGUUUGUUCCUUUUAUGUAGUUCAUAGUUUGGAUGUGCCACAAUUUGUUAACCAUUCACAUGUUAAAGGAUACUUUGUACUCACUAGCAAUUAAUGAAGUAGUUCAUUUUA